This is a messenger RNA of Aspergillus pseudotamarii, 1084 nucleotides long. Its product is annotated as U1 small nuclear ribonucleoprotein 70 kDa. The coding region runs from base 273 to 812 and encodes 179 amino acids. The record is from RefSeq and is a predicted model, not a curated record. The transcript is spliced from 3 exons. Gene Ontology annotation, molecular function: mRNA binding; U1 snRNA binding. NCBI's taxonomy places the organism in Eukaryota, Fungi, Ascomycota, Eurotiomycetes, Eurotiales, Aspergillaceae. Gene Ontology annotation, biological process: mRNA splicing, via spliceosome. Gene Ontology annotation, cellular component: precatalytic spliceosome; U2-type prespliceosome; U1 snRNP.
GAAUAUCGGUCCACGGAGAGAUAGUUCACUUUUCAGCACCUCCGGGCAUGGCUGUCAUUGGUCCGCGGCUAUGUCGGUUAGCGCGCCUAGCGGCUUCCAGAACUGCAAUUGAGCUGCCAAGUCACGGCGGAACGCGAACUUGACAAACGAGACCUGCGGUAGUGUCUCAGAAUAAUUCCAACGCUCAUCGUUGCUUAUGCCCAUUGCGCAUGGGAAUCGAACCCUCAUUUUGUCCUACUGUACUAUACUACUAACUGACUGAGGGCUCAAAGAUGACGGACAAGCUCCCCCCUCCGCUCCUCGCCCUCUUUCAGCCUCGUCCACCCUUACGCUAUGUUACUCCCAUUGACCGUGCACCGGAGGACUGUAAGAAGAGUACACUCGGCGGUAUCGCACAGUAUCUCCCGGACUUGAAGGAGUACGAAGAGGAGUACCCGUACAAUGCUACAGAGAGUUGGAUCCAGCGAAAAUUGCGACAAAAGCAGGAGAAGAAGGAAAACAUCGACAAACACUUGACAGACGGCAUUCAUACAUUCGACCCUUCGAACGACCCGCAAGCUCGAGGCGACCCUUUCAAAACACUUUUUGUGUCUCGUCUUAGUUACGAUGUCAAGGAGUCCGAUCUUGAAAGAGAGUUCGGCCGGUUUGGGCCUAUUGAGAGGAUCCGUAUCGUCAAAGACACUGUAACCCCGAAGGGUUCGAAGAAGCCGCACAAGGGAUACGCUUUUAUCGUUUACGAGCGCGAGAAGGACAUGAAAGGUAUUACUACAAAUGACCAACACCUUUACUGGCCACAGGUAUCUGCGUCUUGAGAUCGUUUUGCUGACAUGAUAUACUUCUGAUGGUUCCAGCCGCUUACAAGGAGACGGAUGGCAUUCGUAUCAAAGACCGACGUGUCUUGGUUGAUGUAGAACGUGGUCGCACUGUCAAGGGCUGGAAGCCUCGGCGCUUCGGCGGCGGUCUUGGAGGCCGUGGUUACACCAAAGCACUGCCGUCGCGUCCUAUUGGCCCUGGAUCAUUCGGUGCUCCCUCUGGACCUGGAGGUUACGGCGGUGGCUUCCGGGGUGGCUUCGGUGGUGGUGGU